This is a messenger RNA of Coccomyxa subellipsoidea C-169, 897 nucleotides long. RefSeq lists its product as hypothetical. Lineage: Eukaryota; Viridiplantae; Chlorophyta; Trebouxiophyceae; Coccomyxaceae. The transcript is spliced from 6 exons. The record is from RefSeq and is a predicted model, not a curated record. Bases 1 to 897 code for a protein of 298 amino acids.
AUGUCCCAGACGGCGCUGGGCUUCACCGGCCCCAUUACCAGCUGCUUGGCAAGCCAUGUUGCCGCCACAGCCUUGGAGUCGCCACAAUUCCAGACGGACUCAUUCGGCCCAGUGGUGGCCCACAUGGGGGGCAUCUGGAGCCCAGGCUGCAGCACAAACAAGUCUCGGCCCCACACUGCCAUAGCUGACCUCCCAGCCCAGCUGGAGGAGCCAGCGCCCACAGCUGACAUCCAGUCGCCUGCUGUGGAGGCAGAUGAUGGCACCGAAGAGGACUACACUCCCCUGGACCGUCCCUGGUACGCAGACAGGCUUGCACAAUACAAGCUGUACCCGGAGCACUGCGCGGUGGAUGCCACCAGCAAGGGGACAUCAAUUGAUGGCCAGCUCGAAAGCGCUGAGCAGUACCGGCACAUUAUCCUCAAGGUUGGGAAGACUGGGUACUCCUUUGCGGACACCCACAUGCCACCACCAGAGCUUCCUCAUGCCGCGGAGCACUUCAGCAUGUUCAAGAAGCACUGCGCAUUGGGCUCCACCUUGGUAUCAAUGGACGAUCAGCUCAUCAGCGCUGCCGGCGCGCCCAUCAGAACUGAUCUCCAGAGGUGCCCACAACCGCCUCCCUCCAAUGCCAGCACAACCAGCGGCGCGCCCACCAGUGAGAGCCCCACAGAGGAGCCAUGCCCGGCUCCACGUGCAUUGGAUCUGCUGGACUCCCUCUGGACGCAGUCACUGCCCGGCCAACAGGUACCUGCAGCUGCCAGCCACUGCCACCAGCCAAGCAGCUAUGUUGAGUUACCCAUCAGGCGGCCAACACGCCGAUGGAGCCUUCGCAGCAUCUUCUCCUCAUUCUGCAAGCAGGUGCCCCUGCAAGUGGGAAUGAUGGCGCUGCCUCUGCAGUGA